CAUGUCUUCUCUAUACACUCUUUAUUUUUUCUUGAAGCACAUGGUUUCUUCUUCCUUAGCAGAAUUUUGAUUUUGUUUUAUAUUUUUUCUUUUGGAUCAUCUUGUGAAAUUUCUUAGCUUACCUAAGCCUGAAACUUCUGCUUCCUGAGUUGUAUAUAUAACCUGUGCUUCUGAUAGUGUGCAAUAACUUCAAAGGUCUAGGCCUAGCAUGGAAAACAACCUUAACCGUGAAACAGAAGGGCAUGGCUUGCCUAAAAUUCCAUCACUAGUUCAACAUAUAUCAUCAAAUGAUGAAGGAAACUUUGACAAUGGUGACUUGAAAAAUCUAAGCUCAUCUUUCAAAGAGAAUGAAACAAUCUUAGCAGGAAGCCAAGGUGAUGAACAUGCAGCCAUUAAUCAUCGGAAUAAGCAUUCGGUAUCUAUCAACAUACCAUUCUCUUGUGAAGAGGUUCAGCUGCAUAACACCGUAAGAGUUCUCUAUAGUGGCGAAAAUGAUUUCUCUUCUCAAUCAACUACUACAGACUCCAAGCCACCAUUACCAUCACAAUCAAUGCCAAAUGGCAGUCUGCACUCAGAGCCAGCAAGCGGUGUCAAUUUUAACAAUCAAGAAAGCGUCAUAAGCUUGAAUAAUAAGAGGAUUGAUUUUUUCAAAACAUGGUCCAGUAAACUAGGGGGACACAUAUCAGUUAUGAGUGGAAAGGUACAUACAGAAAGUGCAGAAGAUGAUAACAGCUUAUGCAACACUAAUAAGCCUUUACCUGUUGAUUUGUUCUUCAAAACAUUGGAGGGUCCACAGUUACAAACUCCUAAGAAGUCUUCAGAAGAGAUGGUGCUUCCUCAGGACAAGCAGUGGCCAUUUCUUCUUCGGUUUCCGGUUUCAUCUUUUGGUAUUUGUCUUGGAGUUAGCAGUCAAGCAAUUCUUUGGAAAGCAUUGGCCACGUCUCCUUCCACUGCAUUUCUUCACAUAACCCCUAAAAUAAAUUUCAUCCUAUGGUUCAUCUCCAUUGCUAUUGUUGCUACUAUUUUCACCACCUAUCUCUUCAAAAUAAUUCUCCAUUUUGAAGCAGUUCGUCGUGAGUACCAACAUCCGGUUCGUGUUAACUUCUUCUUUGCACCAUGGAUAGCCCUUUUGUUCCUAGCUCUUGGAGUUCCCCCAUCAGUUACCAAGGACUUGCAUCAAGCAGUUUGGUACAUUCUAAUGAUUCCAUUGUUCUGCCUUAAGCUAAAGAUAUAUGGACAGUGGAUGUUUGGGGGCAAAAGACUGCUGUCAAAGGUGGCCAAUCCAACAAAUCUCUUAGCAAUUGUUGGAAAUUUUGUAGGAGCCUUAUUGGGUGCAUCAAUGGGCCUAAAAGAAGGGCCUCUUUUCUUCUUUGCUCUUGGGCUUGCUCACUACAUGGUGUUGUUUGUAACUCUCUCCCAGAUGCUUCCAACAAAUAAGACCAUCCCAAAAGACCUCCAUCCAGUGUUCUUUCUUUUUGUGGCACCGCCUAGUGUUGCUGCUAUGGCAUGGGCUAAGAUUCAGGGUUCAUUUCAUUAUGAAUCAAGGAUUUUCUAUUUCACUGCCAUGUUCCUAUAUAUUUCACUGGCUGUCCGGGUCAAUCUUUUCAGAGGAUUCAAAUUCUCACUUUCAUGGUGGGCCUACACUUUUCCAAUGACUGCUGCAGCAAUUGCUACCAUAACCUAUACAAAUCAAGUCACAAAUGUACUAACUCAAGCUUUGAGUGUAAUAUUGAGUCUCAUUGCUACAUUCACAGUAACAGCAGUGCUUGUCUCGACUAUAGUGCAUGCCUUUGUCCUACGAGACCUCUUUCCCAAUGACCUUGCCAUUGCCACAAGUGAGAGAAAGCAAAAACCACGCAGGAAAUGGCUCCCAUUUAAGACUUGGGAGCCAUGAUCACGCCGAAAAGACUGAAAAUAAAUAACUUGAAAGUUUGUGAACUCGGAUAAAAAUGAUUUAGUUUAGGAGCUUAUUCGAGAAUCACACACUCCAAUAGUUCAAGGAAUACAUCAUGUAUGUUAAUACAUAGACGUCUCAAAUGAGGAAGAAAAUAAUGAGGCAACCAACAUCUUUACUGAAAACCUUCAGUGGUCAGACAUGGGAGGGGCAUGAGUGAAAGUUUUAGAUUUUUCUUGAGUAAACCCCAUUCUAGUCCCUGACAUUGUAAAUGCUGAUUAUUUUAGUUCCUAAUUUUAUGAAAUCUUCACUUUAGUCCAUGUAUUUA
Messenger RNA from Glycine soja, 2222 nucleotides. RefSeq names its product S-type anion channel SLAH2-like. Bases 209 to 1894 code for a protein of 561 amino acids. The record is from RefSeq and is a predicted model, not a curated record. Gene Ontology annotation, molecular function: voltage-gated monoatomic anion channel activity. Gene Ontology annotation, cellular component: membrane. The transcript has 6 exons. Gene Ontology annotation, biological process: intracellular monoatomic ion homeostasis; transmembrane transport. NCBI's taxonomy places the organism in Eukaryota, Viridiplantae, Streptophyta, Magnoliopsida, Fabales, Fabaceae.